AUGUCCGACUAUGUUCACCGGGCUGCUGCAGAGUCGUAUAGUGUAGAUUAUGGGCAGACCUGGCCGAGCUCUCCGCUGGGCAGCUAUCCAGCCGUCGAGUACUAUUCAGAGCUGUAUGCUCCUCAGCUUGUUGGACAUUAUCCGCUGGCCACUCAACUUGAUUCCGGACGUGGCCCAUCAGAACGCGUGUAUAUUCCUCAGAGUACACACCAUCUUGACCAAUGGCCCUCAACGGUGCCAGCAGCAUCCAGUCUUGCAAAUCCUCCAAGUCCGCUGCAUCCCUCGCCCGCCCUCACCCUCGUCAACCCUUCGUUCACUCCUCCGAUCCAGAGUCCAUCAUCGGAUGCCGCUAUUAGCGCCCAGCCGCCAUCACCAACAGCCACGGCCGCGAGCAACGGCAACGGCAACGUUGACCAAGACCAGAUUGUCUAUGCUGGCUCAGGAGCUUGGAAAUGCGCUAUUUGUAACAAAAAAUUACGGAGAAAGCAGCGGGCGUUGAUUCAUUUCAUGAACAAGCAUGGAAACGUUCGCCUCGCCUGCAAUGGCAUGUGCGGCAAGGGCCAUUGUGCAAGAUCCUUUGCGACCCGCGAGUCGCUCGACGUCCAUCUCAACCCAAUGAUGACAGAAUGCCAAUCCUGUGGAAAGACGCUCUUGAAGAAGAAUAUCCUCCGACACCAAAACCAGCAUUGUCACGCGCUUGCUACAAAGUAA
Messenger RNA from Serendipita indica DSM 11827, 711 nucleotides. Lineage: Eukaryota; Fungi; Basidiomycota; Agaricomycetes; Sebacinales; Serendipitaceae. The record is from the annotation of a GenBank genome assembly.